AUGGCUGAAUCACCUCCCAUUGUCUUCAUCGCUAGACAUGGCGCUCGUCUUGAUGCGGCCGACAAGGACUGGCAUCUGACCUCCCCCACUCCCUACGACCCGCCCCUCUCCUACGGUGGUUGGAAUCAAUCCCGGGCGCUGGGUGUGCGCAUUGCCAGUCUCCUACGAGCUUCGGAAUUCACGGGCCAACACCCAGAGAGCCAUCACGGCCAAGCCUUGGGCGAUCCGGCAAAUCUGCAACCGACCCCCGCUCCUUCCGACCUGCACGACCGAUACAACGUGAUCGUACAUUCCUCGCCGUACCUACGAUGUUUACAAACCGCAAUCGCCGUCGGUGCGGGCCUCAAUCAGUCUCUCUCCGAGAGUGAGGCCGCGGACUCCUCAAAAUCUACGGAUGUGCAUCAAACAGACGUGAGAACCGAUUCUCGGUCUCUGUUACGCGUUGAUGCGUUCUUGGGCGAGUGGCUGUCACCGGACUAUUUCGACCAAAUCAUACCACCACCGGCCUCCGAUCGCAUGGUAGCUUCGGCCAAGGCUGAGCUCCUCCGUCGUGGUGAACUUCUUCCUCCAGCGCGGGAAGGAACAAGGGCGCUGUCAGGUCAUUUCCCGGGCGGCUGGGGUAGUCAGUCUCAUCCAAGCUCUCCCAGCGAGGAGGAUGACCGCCGACUGGCCCCGCAAGGAUCAUCAUUGGCGUCGGGACAAAAUGGCAAGCGACAGCGUGCCAGCACCUAUGACACCCUCCAGGGCCCUCAGCCCAGCCGCAUUCCGAAAGCCUUGAGACGGCUCAACACCGAUCUGCCACCGGUUUUCGAUGCAUCCUACGUGCCCCCAACUCCCGGCUAUGCCAUUUCUCCCUCGGAUCCCAUCCCCGCCGGGUACGUGGCCCACGCGCGGGACGCCUGCACAAAGAUCGACUACCAAUGGGAUAGCAUGCGCACGCCCUUUUGGGGCACGGGCGGCGAGUACGGCGAGGAAUGGAGUAGCAUGCAUGAAAGAGUGCACGAUGGAUUUCGACGAAUGGUGGACUGGUACCGGCGACAGGACGGACCCAGCGCAGACCCCUCGAGCGUCAUGUCCAACGGUGCCGACAAAGCUCGCCCCAAGGAGACUGUUCUGAUUAUAAUCACGCACGGGGCUGACUGCAACGCCCUAAUUAGCUCCCUGGCUGGCCACUCGGUACUCCUCGACAUCAAUACAGCGUCUCUCACUAUGGCCGUGCGACGGGACCGCCUGAGGAGUACUGCGCCACUCUCCGAGGGCGCAUCCAACUCUCCAGUAGGUCGGGAUGACUUUGUAUCACGGGAAUACGCUUUGCAGCUAGUCGCGUCAACUGACCACCUUCGUGCGGGGGUCAACCCUUCACAACUCACUACACUGUCAUCACCCGCGGCUCCGCAGCCGGUCUCGGCACCUGCCAUCUCCACCUAUCGCAAUCGCCUCGGCACUCGUCCAUCGAUGCUCCCAGGCUCCUUCACCAUCGGGCCGAAUCCAGGAUCGAGCCUCAGUCCUCGCAGCUGGUCUUUGGCACGACAGUCACCAUUGCCUCGAGGGGCCUCUGGUCUUUGGGGAGCCAGCGCGUCGUCCGACAAGGACGAUGAUGUGGAGGACUUCGUGCCGAACUUCGGGGACCCACGACCUGUGAGUCAUGACUCGUCUCAUACAGAGGGAUCGGUGGACCGAUCUGGCUGGAUGAAGCAAUUGCCGCAACGAACUCUCUCACAGCGCGGACUAUGGGGGAGUGCGCCCGCCCUGGAAGAUCGCGAGGUGUCGCGGCGACGGUGGACGGUGGCAGAGCAGAAGUUGUCUUCCAUGUCAAAUCUUGAAUCGGACGGUCUCUCCGUCACCUAUGCCUCGGAUCGCACCGGUGCCCCGGAUCUACGGCUGAUCCACUACAAUGAUGUCUACCAUGUUGAAUCUGGCUCUGCUGAACCGGUUGGCGGGGUCCCGCGCUUCCAAUCCCUUGUGAAAUACUACCGCUCCCACCCGCGGUUCGCGGGCCAACCCGAUAUCCUGACCUUUUUCUCCGGCGAUGCCUUCAACCCCAGUAUCGAGAGUACUAUUACAAAGGGCCGUCACAUGGUUCCGUUCCUGAACAAAGUCGGGACCGACGUGGCAUGCGUGGGUAAUCAUGAUCUCGAUUUCGGCGUGGCCCAAUUCCGCCACUUAUCAGGUCAAUGCCACUUUCCGUGGCUAUUGGCCAACGUACUGGAUCCAGCGCUUGGAGACGGCGUGCCAAUCGCUAAUUGUGGGAAGACCUGCAUGCUCGUCUCGUCGAACGGGAUUAAAAUCGGCGUUAUUGGCCUAGGAGAGAGGGAAUGGCUAGAGACGAUUAACUCGCUUCCACCCAACUUGAUCUACCAAUCAGCAAGCAAGACUGCGCAAGAGCUGGCACCCCAGCUGCGAGCGCAAGGGGCCGAGAUGAUCGUGGUUGUUUCUCAUCAGCGCGAACCCAACGAUAACAAACUCGCGAACAACUUAAUUCCUGGGACGGUGGACAUCAUUCUUGGCGGCCAUGAUCAUUAUUACGCCCAUUCUGUUGUCAAUGGAACUCAUGUGCUUCGAUCAGGGACCGAUUUCAAGCAACUGAGCUAUAUAGAAGCCUUUCGAAAGCCCAAUGGAGAGCAGGGCUGGGAUUUCAACAUAACGCGCCGCGAUAUUUUGCGCUCCAUCCCCGAGGAGCCUGACACGAUGACCAUGGUUGGCCGGCUCACCUCCAGCUUGGAGGCGAAGCUUGAAAAGCCAAUAGGCUUCACGGUCAGUCCCCUCGAUGGCCGUUUCUCGACGGUGCGACAGCGUGAGUCCAACUUGGGCAAUUUUGUCUGCGAUCUCAUGCGUCAUUAUUAUGCCGCCGACUGUGCUAUGAUGGCUGGUGGUACCAUUCGGGGUGACCAGAUCUAUCCUCCAGGGAUACUACGGCUGAAAGACCUGUUAAACUGCUUUCCUUUUGAAGAUCCUGUGGUCCUGAUACGUGUUAGCGGGCAGGCUUUAAUGGAUGCUCUCGAGAACGGUGUAAGCCAGCUCCCUGCACUGGAGGGUCGCUUUACACAAGUUUCCAAUAUCUCGUUCGGGUUCAAGCUUGAUGCUCCCUCGGGCGCACGUAUCACAUUCGCUCGAGUUGGUGGAGAGCCUAUUGACUUUGACCGAAACUACGUACUGGCCACGCGUGGCUACAUGGCUCGUGGCAAAGAUGGAUUCUCGUCUUUGCUUGUCCAAUCCGAGGGCGGCAAGGUUGAAGAACUUGUGCAUGAGGAGAAUGGUGUUCUUAUCAGCACGAUUUUACGCCAGUACUUUAUGAGCUUGAAGGUUCUUGGUAAAUGGCAACGUUGGUCUGCCAGCCUCCAUCGACACUGGGGCUCUGUACACCGCAAUCUGCACAAUGAGGGCUGGCUCAAGCCGCCGUCAGCCGCUGCUUCCCCUGUAUCUGAGAAAGCACCGAGGAACUACUUGAAGCCCCGCCCGGGCUUGCAGCGAACGGGUCGGCAAGCUUACUAUUACGGCCGCUUCCCUCAGGAAGUUGACCGAGGGUCCGCAACCUCGCCUGCUAAUGGAACAAACAGCGAUGAAAUGGACUCUGACUCCGAUGAAGACCCAGAAAUUCUUACGUCUCCUCGAUCAACCACCAACUAUGUCACCCUUCCUGCUCGGUCCACGGCAGAGGAGGAGCAUCGCCUGCAGCUUGCACGACGCGUUGUCCGCAAAUGGAUGCGCCAUGCUGGUCUACACUCCACCAAUUUGAACACGAUGGAUGGCGAGGGUGAGUUCACACCUGCCUGGACUUCUGGUAUCUCUCCUAGACUUGAAGGCCGGAUUGUCGUGGAAUAG
Penicillium atrosanguineum is the source of this 3822-nucleotide messenger RNA. RefSeq names its product bifunctional metallophosphatase/5'-nucleotidase. The transcript has 6 exons. Gene Ontology annotation, molecular function: hydrolase activity. Bases 1 to 3822 code for a protein of 1273 amino acids. NCBI's taxonomy places the organism in Eukaryota, Fungi, Ascomycota, Eurotiomycetes, Eurotiales, Aspergillaceae. Gene Ontology annotation, biological process: nucleotide catabolic process. The record is from RefSeq and is a predicted model, not a curated record.